UUGGAGCUGCCGGAAGCGGAUCUUGAGAAAGAAGCGGGUAUUUAUAAUCUUGAGGAACGUGAUAAAGAGCUGGGAAAAGAGUCAGGAGAGUAUAAAGAAGAUGAAAAUACGAGUAACUAA
This is a messenger RNA of Paraglomus occultum, 120 nucleotides long. NCBI's taxonomy places the organism in Eukaryota, Fungi, Glomeromycota, Glomeromycetes, Paraglomerales, Paraglomeraceae. The record is from the annotation of a GenBank genome assembly.